Solanum tuberosum (potato) is the source of this 414-nucleotide messenger RNA. Its product is annotated as auxin-responsive protein SAUR68-like. Bases 1 to 414 code for a protein of 137 amino acids. The transcript has a single exon. The record is from RefSeq and is a predicted model, not a curated record. Gene Ontology annotation, biological process: response to auxin. Lineage: Eukaryota; Viridiplantae; Streptophyta; Magnoliopsida; Solanales; Solanaceae.
AUGGCCAGGAGAUGGCAGAAGUUCGCAGCCGGGCAGAGGAAGAGGAUUUCAUUUUCAAGAAAUGUUAGUGAUGUAGAUGAUUGCAGUACGUCUUCAUCGUCUAUAGUUGAAAAAGGGCAUUUCGUAGUAUAUACAAUUGAUCAAAAGCGCUUCGUGAUUCCCUUGGUUUAUCUUGAAAAUGAGGUCAUUAGGCAGCAUUUGAUCAUAUCUGAAGAAGAGUUUGGUCUGUCAAGUGAUGGCCCUAUUACAUUACCUUGUUAUUCAACCUUCAUGGACUACAUCAUUUCGCUAAUAAGGAAAGGCGUAACUGCAGGAGAUCUUCACAAAGCAUUGCUCCUAUCAAUUCCUUCAUGUUGCUGUUCGACUUCUUUUUUGUUCCAAGAAAGUGGAAACCAACAGCUUCUUGUUUGUUGA